Molecule: messenger RNA, 2178 nt
Organism: Talaromyces atroroseus
Lineage: Eukaryota; Fungi; Ascomycota; Eurotiomycetes; Eurotiales; Trichocomaceae
Exons: 3
Coding region: 1-2178 (725 amino acids)
Biological process (GO): regulation of glycogen biosynthetic process
Cellular component (GO): protein phosphatase type 1 complex
Molecular function (GO): protein phosphatase 1 binding; glycogen binding
Source: RefSeq, a predicted model, not a curated record
AUGCCCUACACUUCACCGUCAGCGCCACUUGCGCAACCGCCAACCACAGCCUCAGAGGCGAAUCCAUCCGAUUCGCUUUCCCAUCCCCACACCCACUCGCAUACGAACGAGUGUGCAAAUACACACGCAAACGCACGCUCACUAUCACUAUCACUCCUACACGCACAUCCUAAUCGACCGCCGCUCUCGCGUUCGUACUCGUCGCAGUCCUAUCUUCGCAGGCACCGACGCAGUCCCUCCUAUAGCAAGGUGACACUUCCAUCUGUGGGGGGAAAGUUAGACGAUCAUAGCUUCUUGACCAGUUCGACCGUCGGGACACAGUGGUCCAUGUCCAUUGACCCCCAUGCAAGUCUUCGGCAGUCACCUCCACCCCGGAACAAUGCCAUCAUUCCCUCAGGCGCCGUGAUCUCGCCCCCCGAAUCUGCUGGAAAUUCGAGCGAUGAGGAAGUAUCGCCGACCGAUGUCCGCCAGGUGGAUCUAAUAGACGCCGCCCUCAGGUCGCUCCAAGCUGAAAGAAAGAACCCAGAUAGCCCGAAUCAGGAAGACAGUGAUAGUAACAAACGAACACCGGAAAGCAAUGGAAACAAGGAUGUGGCCCCAAUACCAGCGCUCACGCUCGAAGCACGGAAAAUCUCACACUCUCGCUCUACAUCAACUGAGUCUAGCUUGGCUCUGAUUUCCGAUUCCGCAGAAACCUCCUCCGUCGACAGCGAACACGAGGAGGAUGGCGAACGGGGCGCGAAACCACCAAUGGUUCGUAAAAAGUCAGGUGAGCUCGUUCGUCCGGCAUUGCGGUCGAAGCGGCGACCAUCCAGCAUGCCUGGCACCCCGGUAUUCUCGAAGAACGUCCACUUCGAUGCUCACUUGGAACAUAUCCGGCACUUCCUCCAACUUGAUAAGCCACUGGCGGUUAGUGCCAACACCUCCCCAGUGGAGACAUACAGUGAGGAGCACGAGUAUCCUUUUGGUAGUAAAAAGGCUCAAAGCAGCAUCGAAUGGGAGAUCAAAGUGCCCAACUUUCCUUCCAAUGCAGCUGCCCGCCGAAAACACCAGCCCGUCCGCCUGGAGCGCAUGUUUUUAUCUGCUGACCAAAAGAACCUGGUGGGAGUGGUGUCUGUUGCCAACUUGGCUUUCCAAAAGAAAGUUGUUGCUCGCUUUACCGUUGAUUAUUGGAAGACAAUCUCUGAAGUCACGGCCGAAUAUAAUCAUGAUAUCCGUCGCAAGCAGGCUCACGAUGGAUACGAUCGGUUCGAUUUUAAUGUUCAACUAUCUGAUAUCACGGAUUUAGAUAAAAAGACGCUUUUUGUCUGCAUUCGCUAUUCAGUGGAUGGACAGGAAUAUUGGGACAACAAUGACAGCAUGAAUUACCAAGUUGAAUUCUCCAAGAGGGAGAAGACUCGAUACCGUGAGCAGGAACAACAACAGAUUCCGUCCACAAGGGACCACGGGCGAGCACUGCCACGGAGCAGAAACAGUCCUUUUAUUGCGACUCGGCCACGUUCGAUGCCUCCUGCAAGUUUUGAUGACUUUAGGCAGUCUGAUUCCAGCUUCCCUGCGUCGUUGGACGGCAGCAGCGGUCGACAUGCCGAUUCAGAUUUCCACCUCACUGCAGCCGAUUCUCACGAUUGGCUUGUCGAAGUACCUAAGCCGCGAGAGAAACCGGCCUCACAGGCUUUUGGUGCUCGUUAUGAUUUCGGACUUUCACUUUCGGCAGCGAGAAGCAGCGGUGCGACCGAGGACCGCACCACGUUGUCGGCCAAAGCCAAAUCACUGUCCUCGAGAGCCGAGAGCCCGACUACUGUACAUGCGCACCCUCUACCGCCAAGGGGUGACAAUACAUUUCAACCAUCUGCGAUUGUUUCCAGCAAACCGCAUCUGGAAUCGCCUGUAUAUAAGGAAUUGGUGGACAAAUACUGUUUUUUUAGCUCGACUAAAAAGGCAGAUUCGGGACUGGCUGGCAGUCCCCUGAGUUCUAGUACGAACAACCCGGGCACUGCAUCGCCGGAGGGCAUACCUCGUGCCGACUCAGGAGUUGCAAUGAGUCUACCAUCGGACAGUCCGACUGGUUCUCCUUAUAACAGUUCGCCAAUUAUAUGCAACGCGCUGUACCGCGAGACUAUCCCUCGAUCACACAGCCCGUUUCUCCCCGAGUCUCAGCCUGCUGCUAUUCUCGGUUGA